UCCAACAAGUUUGACUUUGAAAAGAAGAGGAAACUUCUGUCUGGAGCGACACAAACACACCAGCUGCUGGUCAUGGCCGACGUUGCAAAGGGGAAGAAGCUGUUUGUCCAGAAAUGUUCCCAGUGUCACACGGUGGAGGAGAGCGGGCGCAAUAAGGUGGGACCCAACCUGUGGGGUCUGUUCGGGAGGAAGACGGGUCAGGCACCUGGCUUCUCCUACACACAGGCCAACAUUGACAAAGGUGUCAUAUGGAGUGAGGAAACUCUGGAGGUCUACCUUAAAAACCCAAAGAAGUACAUCCCCGGGACCAAGAUGAUCUUUAGUGGGAUCAAGAGGAAAAAGGAAAGACAGGAUAUUAUAGCUUAUUUAAAGGACGCCACCUCAUAAUAUACUAACCAAUACAGAAGCGCCACAACGUCCACAGGAAGAACAGAGCAGAGGGCGUUUUUUAGGACAACAUUUUUGUUUACUUUCUUAUCACAGUUUUGUGUAAUUAUGAUUCCUGAGGGGGUUUCUUCCGCUGGGUUUUUCUAAAAACUGAAACGUUCUACUGCCACUUGCACAGAAACUACGGUUUCAUAACUUUGCAUCUUUACUUUCACUUUAUUAUUUUUAUAGUUAUUAUUCUGUUUCAUGUUUUUAUUGGUGUGUAUACAUACAUAAGACAUUGAUGUCGGCAUUAAACGUCUGUAUACACCCUUAGAUUUACAUAUUUUUAGAAACAAACAAUGAUCCCAUGGGUUAGGGUUAGGGUUAUUAGGUAACAUAUAGUUAUUAUUUAUUAUAGUUUGCUGCUGGGCCUCUUUCACUUUAUAUGUGGUUUUCUACUGUGGUCUCAACAUCGAUAUCAUUUGUUAUCCAUGUGUUGGACGGUGCUGGACUUUCUUUCUUUCUUUCUGACUUUAAUUGUUGUUAAGUUGCACUUUAAGAUGCGUUUUGUAUCUUUCUAUUUUCUCUUUUAUAAGGACAGCCAGGUCAGAUAUAAAUAUUUACACUUUUUACAGUAAAAUAAAUAUGUAUUUGUGUUACAGAUAUCACCUCAUGACAACCUGUUGAAUGAAUUGCUGUUUAUGGUGCUCCAUACAAUGCAUUGGAUGUGACAUUUUCAGUAUUUCAAUGAAUCCAUUAUUUCCUUUCACGACAAAAUCACAAUAAUGCAUUGAGUUACAACUGUAUUGAAUUAUGUAAAUCAGUAUUGUCAAGUAAUUAGA
This is a messenger RNA of Solea solea (common sole), 1211 nucleotides long. Its product is annotated as cytochrome c-a-like. Lineage: Eukaryota; Metazoa; Chordata; Actinopteri; Pleuronectiformes; Soleidae. The record is from RefSeq and is a predicted model, not a curated record. Gene Ontology annotation, molecular function: heme binding; electron transfer activity. Gene Ontology annotation, biological process: mitochondrial electron transport, cytochrome c to oxygen; mitochondrial electron transport, ubiquinol to cytochrome c. The transcript is spliced from 3 exons. Bases 73 to 387 code for a protein of 104 amino acids. Gene Ontology annotation, cellular component: mitochondrial intermembrane space.